ACUUCCCACUUUUUCUCUCUCUAGCUCUCUCUUUCUCUCUCUCUCCCCUCUGCAUACGCAGAGCACAGCACAGCACAGCACAGCACGCACUCCCCUACCCGCCUUCUCUCUCUACUCUCUCUCUCUCUCUAUACAUGCAACGAGGAUGGGCAACCUCUGCACCUGCUUCUCGCGCAAACCGGUGAAGAAGAGGCGCCUCGCCGCGGCCAAGCGCCUCACCAACCACGGCCACCCGCCGCCGUCCCUCCCCGGCUCGACGGCCGCCCGGUGGAACCGCUCCCGCUCGUCGCGCGGGGACAAGGUCGAGGCCCUGUCGCAGGAGGAGGCCGCCGCCGCCGCCGCCGCGAUCCUCCUCCGGCGGCGCCAGCAGAACGGCCAGGCCGAGCGGUCCGCGCCCUUCGACCGCUCCGCCUCGCACAGGUACCCGAGCUCGGGUCCCAAGAAGCAGGCCGCCCUGCCCAGGAGCUCGAGCUCCCGCGCGCGGUCGCUCACCGAUCCUCUGCUGCAGCCUCAACAGCUCGUCAACCAGGAAAUAAAGAUCGAUGAUCUAGAAACAGACCAUUUCGUCCUUGUCCAUGGAGGUGGUUUUGGCGCCUGGUGUUGGUACAAAACUAUAGCAUACCUUGAGGACGGGGGUUUCAAGGUUACUGCCAUAGACUUAACUGGUUCUGGGAUUCACUCGUUCGAUACAAAUGGUGUCACCAGUCUAUCGCAGUAUGUGAAGCCGUUGACUGAUUUCCUCGAAAAGCUUGCUGAUGGGGAGAAGGUAAUCCUGGUGGGACAUGAUUUUGGGGGUGCAUGCAUUUCAUAUGCAAUGGAACUGCUUCCCUCUAAAAUUUCAAAAGCUAUUUUUGUGGCAGCUGCCAUGUUAACUAAUGGCCAAAGUACCCUGGACAUGUUUGCAAAGCAGGCGGGCACAAAUGAUCUGAUGCAGCAAACUCAGAUAUUUUUGUACGCCAAUGGGAAUGACAACCCUCCGACUGCAAUUGACCUGGACAAGUCACUGUUGAAAGACUUGCUGUUUAACAGGAGCCCUUCCAAGGAUGUCGCAUUAGCAUCUGUUUCGAUGAGACCAAUUCCUUUUGCUCCGGUGCUUGAGAAGCUCUCCCUUUCAAAGAAGUACGGUAUUGUGAGGCGUUUUUAUGUAGAGACUUCCGAAGAUAACGCCAUUUCCCUUGAACUCCAGGAGAGCAUGGUUAACGCGGACCCCCCAGAACGCGUAUUUCUUCUAAGAGGUUCUGAUCACUCGCCUUUCUUCUCGAAGCCUCAAGGCCUGCACAAGAUUUUGGUAGAGAUUUCGAGAAUUCCCUGAACUCAGAUAGACUCGUGAGCAUGACUUAGAUUAUUCCGGUCCACGGAGACCCCUCCCGUGGCGUACCCGCUCGAGCUGAAUGCAGAACUUGCAAAUAAAGGAGGAGAUCAUGCCCACAUGCAUGCAUGCCCCGGAGUUUUCCCAGAAUCCUCCUGAACAAAGAUUGGGCAUGGUGUCAGGGGCGGACACUCCUCCACUCCGUGACAACCAAGCGUCGGCGUAAUGGCACAGUUCUGCUUUCCGAGGUGUAAGAGAUGUUUAUAUGAAUGUUACGGUUCCGAAGGUUCACAGAAAUAAUUCAUGGGAAGUUUUGAUCUGAAUAGCAGAGAAUGCAUGGUCUUUGCUCCAUUUUCUGGCGACAUUGCCGGUCGAUGAAAGCAUACACGGCCGUGAUCAAACUAUCUAUGAUCUCACUGAAGCAGAAACAUGACUGUGAAAGUGAACUGAGUCACGAUCGCUUAUAAUUUUUCCAAGGAGCCUGAAUAGGCUUAGCUGGAGAAUUCAUGUCAA
Messenger RNA from Eucalyptus grandis, 1822 nucleotides. Its product is annotated as putative methylesterase 11, chloroplastic. The record is from RefSeq and is a predicted model, not a curated record. The coding region runs from base 146 to 1312 and encodes 388 amino acids. The transcript has 5 exons. Lineage: Eukaryota; Viridiplantae; Streptophyta; Magnoliopsida; Myrtales; Myrtaceae. Gene Ontology annotation, molecular function: methyl jasmonate esterase activity; methyl indole-3-acetate esterase activity.